AUGUAAAAAAAGAGUCCUUUAGUUAAUUAUCUAUCCAAUCGAAAUAUUAAAUGCUAUCUACAUAACGAACCUGUAAGUUUUUUAGACCUUUCAAAAGUAUGUUAAGAUAGAUCAAGAUUAAAAUGUGAGUAUUGCAAAUAAAAUCAAUACUGUGUUACAAUUCAAUAAUUCAAUAAUCUUUGUGAACAAUUCUCUAAGAUUACUAAGAAUGAUAACGAUUAGAUUAUGAAGGCUUAUUAGGAAAUAUAUUAAAGUAUUUAAACAACAAUUAAUUAAAUGAAUGAUUAAAUUUAGAAGACAAUAUUUAAACCAAAAUAUGAUAAAAAUUUGAUUAAGUACCUAGAAUCAUACAUACAAAUUAUCUAUUCAUAUAACUACAAAGUAAAUAUUUUUUCAAAUAUAGUAUGCUGCGUAUAAUUCAAUUAAAGAUAUUGGGCUUUAAGAAUUUGAGUUUUUAACAUAAGGUAUUUCAGAAGAGGUUGAUUUUCAAGGAUUAGAUAAUUAAAUAACUAUGAAAAUUUAAGCUAUUGAUGAUUAGAAAUAAGCUGAAUCAAAUUAAUAUUUAGAUUUAGUAAUGUAAUUAAAUUAAAUGAUAAGUAAUUUUGUUGUUUAAAAUAAAUUGUCUAAUUCUUAAAUAUAGAAUAAUAUUUAAAAAAUUGAAGAGAUUGACCAGGCUAAACUGAUUAAAAAUAGUGAUAUCUAAAUAUUUAAUUAAGAGGGACAAAUAUUAGGUUCCAGUUCCAAAUUACCAAUAGCUGAUAUUUAAUUAAAUUUUGAUUAAACUAUACUUGCUGCAAGAUUAUGUGAACCAUGUAAAGAAAUAUUGUUUUGGAAAAAAGAUAGUAUUUAAAAUACUUGGAUUAAAUAUCAAAUCUGUGAAUGUUAUACAAAAUCUUUAGUUUAUUUUACAUUCAGUAAAUUAUAAAACAUUCUAUUAACAAGUGGAUCAGAUUAAAAUAAANUAAAUAUGUGA
Paramecium primaurelia is the source of this 973-nucleotide messenger RNA. The record is from the annotation of a GenBank genome assembly. NCBI's taxonomy places the organism in Eukaryota, Ciliophora, Oligohymenophorea, Peniculida, Parameciidae.